Molecule: messenger RNA, 1010 nt
Organism: Egretta garzetta (little egret)
Lineage: Eukaryota; Metazoa; Chordata; Aves; Pelecaniformes; Ardeidae
Gene: B4GALT7
Product: beta-1,4-galactosyltransferase 7
Exons: 6
Coding region: 69-710 (213 amino acids)
Biological process (GO): carbohydrate metabolic process; proteoglycan biosynthetic process
Molecular function (GO): xylosylprotein 4-beta-galactosyltransferase activity
Source: RefSeq, a predicted model, not a curated record
CCCACCGCCUGGCGCUGCUCGUCCCCUUCCGGGAGCGCUUCGAGGAGCUGCUGGCCUUCGUGCCCUACAUGCACCGCUUCCUGAGCAAGAAAAGGAUCCGCCAUCACAUCUUCAUCCUCAACCAGGUGGAUCGUUUCAGGUUUAACAGGGCGUCCCUGAUCAACGUGGGCUUCCUGGAGAGCGGCAAUGACACCGACUACAUCGCGAUGCACGAUGUCGAUCUCCUGCCCCUCAACGAGCAGCUGGACUAUGGCUACCCAGAGGCAGGGGCCCUUCCCCGCGGCACUCCUAAUCUGCACCCGCUCUACCACUAUAAGACCUACGUGGGUGGCAUCCUGCUGCUCACCAAGCAGCACUAUGAGAUGUGCAACGGCAUGUCCAACCGCUUCUGGGGCUGGGGACGGGAGGACGAUGAGUUUUACCGACGUAUCAAAGGAGCUGGUCUCCAGGUUCGCCGUCCCUCUGGAAUCACGACUGGAUAUGAGACUUUCCAGCACCUGCAUGACCCAGUCUGGAGGAAGAGAGACCAGAAGCGCAUCGCUGCGCAGAAGCAGGAGCAGUUUAAGGUGGAUCGGGAGGGAGGUCUGAACAACGUGAGGUACCGAAUCGAGUCACGGACAGCUCUGAGUGUGGCAGGAGCCCCUUGCACCGUCCUUAAUAUCUUGCUGGACUGUGACACAAGCGAGACCCCCUGGUGCACGUUUGGCUGAGCCUGUCUCCUGUGUGCCGGUUGCGUGCGCUGUGCUUGUGCUGAGAUGUCAGGGCUGCCACCGAGCUGCUUGGAGCAGGCAGGAUUUUUGCAGCAGACGAGCAUGGCGGUGCUGGCGAGAUGCGGAGGAACAGAAACGGCUGGGAACCGGGCGUUGCUAGGACCAACAGAAGAGGCUGAGAGCGGGACUCUGCAGCAUUGGUGUGGACACUGGUGCUGAUUCCCAGGGCAGACGCAGAAGGCAGUUUUCCUGCACUGGACAUGGCUGAGCUGCCACCCAGCUCAGAGGACAAUAAAGAAC